Messenger RNA from Meleagris gallopavo (turkey), 661 nucleotides. The record is from RefSeq and is a predicted model, not a curated record. NCBI's taxonomy places the organism in Eukaryota, Metazoa, Chordata, Aves, Galliformes, Phasianidae.
GGAAGAAAAAGCAACAAAGGCAGCAGAGCAAGAUAAACCAAAGAUGAAACAUGCAAAUCCUGGAAAAGAGAAAGAAUUGAAAUAUUCAGCUGCUAUCAAGGAUAAAGAACAUGCUAAAGAAAAGGAAGGAAAGAAUCCUACAGCUCUAAAAGAUAAAGAAUCACUGAAAGGAAAAAAUCCCAAGAAUCCAGAAGGGUCAAAGGAAAAAGAGACUGGUAAAAGAAAAGAUGUGAUGGCUCCAACAGUCUUAAAGGAAAAGGAUUCUUCAAAAGGAAAGGAAAUGAAAGUCCCAGCUAUGACAAAGGAUAAAGCUGCGGUGAAGAAGCAAGAGGAGAAGAAAGGCACUUCAGAGAAACCUCACGAACACAAGCAUGAACAUAUUAAACAUGAAAAAUCAAUCUCUCACACUAAGCCAGAGGAGAAAAUUAAACAACAAAAGACAGCUCCCACUGAGAAAUCAGUCCAGGCAAAGCCAGCAAAGCAUGAAGCAGUCAGGCAUGAAAAAGAUGUUCCACAUACAAAGCCAGUCAAACUGAAAACAACUGCAAAGUCAACAGGUGAAAUCUCAAUAACAGCCCCAAAAAAAAGAAAGACGUCUAAGGAAAAAGAAGGUAGGAAAUUACUCUGUGUAUGCAUAUAUGUGUAGAUGGAAGAUCACAAG